Molecule: messenger RNA, 3482 nt
Organism: Bombyx mandarina (wild silkworm)
Lineage: Eukaryota; Metazoa; Arthropoda; Insecta; Lepidoptera; Bombycidae
Gene: Usp20-33
Product: Ubiquitin specific protease 20/33
Biological process (GO): protein deubiquitination
Molecular function (GO): zinc ion binding; cysteine-type deubiquitinase activity
Source: RefSeq, a predicted model, not a curated record
CUUGUCAGCAAACGAUCAACGAUACGAUUAUUGUAAAAUUUCUGUAAUCUAAUUCAAUUAAUUCCAUUCCAUAAAAAUGUUUCCUGUAAGACUAAGUUUAUUUUUUCCUAUUUAUUCCUAUGGUAAACUAAACAUAGCAUCAAUUUCUGCCUUCGCAUAAAAUUCUCUUUAUUUACAAGGCUAUUGUGAAGAGUCGAAUCUUUUUAUUUACGUGUGUUUGUAUUUUUUAUUCAAAAUGGAAAAAGGAAUGACAUGCGAACAUUUAAACAAACUGGUCCACGUACUCGGGAAAGAAUUAUGGCAGUCAAAAGAGGCUUUGACAUGUUUCGACUGUGGCUGUCCCGGCCCGAACUUAUGGAUCUGCCUGCAGCCUGAGUGUCAUCAUGUUGGCUGUUCUGAAGUAAAAAAUGAUCACAGUACAUUCCACCACAAGAAUUUCGCCACGCAUUGCGUUCACAUGAAUGUUUCAACUGAAAGAAUAUGGUGUUAUUCAUGCGAAAAAGAAGUGCACAUAAGAGCUGCUAUGGCACAUUCAGCUCAGAGUCCAGAUUCGACAACAGCAGAUGGAUCAGUGAGGAUUGGUUCUGUUGGCCUAUAUGCUGAUGAUGAUGUGGAUCCUGAUGAAAUGGAAUACGACGAGGACAGUAGACCUAGAGGUCUAGUGGGGCUCCAGAACAUGGGUAACACGUGUUACAUGAACGCGGCGCUACAAGCCCUGAGCCACACGGCGCCUCUGACGUCAUACUUCCUGGAGUGCGCCGCUGCCGUCAACAUACUCGCCGGAGACAAGAAACCAGGCAUUAGCCGAGCAUACCAAAAAUUAAUUCAAGAAAUGUGGAGUAGAAAAUCUAGAGGCUACGUUGUACCUAACGGAAUCCUGUAUGGUAUUAGAAAUGUUCAUCCGAUGUUUCGUGGAUACCAUCAACACGACACGCAGGAGUUCUUGCGCUGUUUCAUGGAUCAGCUACAUGAAGAACUAAAAGAGCCGAUAUAUAAUUGUACACCAAACGAUAAGCUCGACUCGGAAGCUGACGGUGACCACCACGGGAACAGAAAGAUACACGUGCGUCGUAGGGCCGCGUCAUCGGGAGCAAGUGACGCGCCUUUCUUCGCGAGGAUGAGGCGGAAAUCGCCGGCCCCCGCCUCGUACAACGACUCGGCUGCAGACGGAUAUUAUAGAAUACAUAAUCAAGAAACCGCCGGUACAAGACACAAGAGAUCUGCCAGUUUCGCCGGCAUGCACCAGUUCACGUACAACGCUCACACGCAGCAACUUAAUGGCCCAACGUCAAAUCAAAGAGACGUAGGUUCAGAAUCGGAAUUAUCGUGUUCGAGUGAACCCGAAGAGCGGUACGAGACUUGUUCGAGCGGCGCUAGUGACGCGCCCGACUCCAAGGAUAAAGAGAACACAAAAAGCGGUUCAUCCGGCGACGGCAGCAACGUGAAGUACCGAAGCAUCAUAUCCGACGUUUUCGACGGGAAGUUACUAUCAGCCGUUCAGUGCCUAAUAUGUGACAGGGUAUCAACGAGAAUAGAAACAUUCCAAGACUUGUCGCUGCCGAUCCCGUCCCGGGAACACUUGGCCGUGCUGCGCUGCCAGCAGCCCAUGCUGAACCACCACGCGGCCCACAACGCACAGGAGUCCUGGGUGUGGUGGUUGCUCAGCUGGCUGCGGUCCUGGUUCUACGGGCCGGUGGUGUCGUUGCAAGACUGUCUGGCCGCCUUCUUCAGCGCCGACGAACUCAAAGGCGACAACAUGUACAGCUGCUCCCGCUGCAAGAAAUUACGUAACGGCGUGAAGCUAUCCGGCAUCGUGGUGCUACCGGAGGUGCUGUGCGUCCACUUGAAGCGCUUCCGGCACGAGCUGCUGUUCAGCGCCAAGGUGGCCGCCAGGGUCGCCUUCCCCAUCAACGAUCUGGACAUGACGCCUUACACGCACAAAGAGUGCACCUCGUCCGUGUCGCGGUACUCGCUGGCGGCGGUGAUCAGCCACACGGGCACGGCGGGCGGCGGGCACUACACGUGCGCGGUGCGCGCCGGCGCCGGCUGGUACUCGUUCGACGACCACGCCGUCGCGCCGCUGCACGUGCACCAGCUCGCCGCCGCCGAGGCCUACGUGCUCUUCUACAGAAAAGUCAAUCCCCAAAUGGCCGUGCUGAGAGAGAAAGCCGCCGAGAUAUUGGAAUCAGCGAGUAUUGGACCGAACGACCCUAAAUAUUAUAUUUCAAAGCAAUGGAUCAACAAGUUCAACACGUGGGCGGAACCAGGGCCCGUGGACAACAGCGACUUCGUGUGCUCGCACGGCGAAGUGAGGCCGGACAGAGAGCCGUACUUGGCCGCUCUAGCAGUCGCCUUACCACCGGCGCUCUGGGACUUCCUACACAAACAGUUCGGUGGUGGGCCGGCGGUGCGUGCGUGCGCGGCGUGCGGCGCGUGCGGGCGCGCGGCGAGGCGCGUGCGGGCGCGGGCCGCAGCCGAGCUGCACGCCUUCUCCGCCCUGCACGCCGCCUUCCAGGAACAAGAGCAGCCGUGCGCUCUGUACGCUGUGAGCAUGCACUGGUUCCGGCAGUGGCAGGCGUUCGUCCGGAACAAGUCGCCGCAGCCGCCGCCGCCCGUCGACAACAGCGGCAUCGUCACCAAGCAGGACGUCGACGGCGUUGUGACGUACACCCUGAAGCAGGGCUCCGACCACGCUCAGCUCAACCACGAGCUGUGGAGGUUCUUCGUGGACAUCUACGGAGGUGGGCCCGAGGUCAAGAUUAGAUCGCACAGCUGCCAUCAGAUCGAGACCACGCUCGACAACAGGCGCCUCUCGAGGAAGUACUCGGAGUCGGACAAGGAAGAUUACUGCUCGAAGUCCACUUCAGAAGCUGACAUCAGAGACAGCAUACAAGCAGCCGAACUGCAGAAGAACCAGUCGCUUCAGAACAUCAAUGGGCGGAAGAUCUCUCGGGCGUCCGGAGACUCGGACGAUGACGUCACUUACCAGUACAAGCGACACGAGCCGAACGGGAACUACGGGGAUUCAGGGGACGAGCCCGCGUCAAAGCCUCGCCAACACCGGACUCGACGGCUCCGAUCACGACGCCUACGACAACCCGCUCUAUCUGACGAGGUCCGACAACGAACCGCCGAGCCUAGACGGCAUGCCGCUCAGGAACAAACCGACGGAGACCGGUAAGGUCAGGCAGGCGAUAAACGAACAUUCCUCGUCUCUUGGUGACCGGUGAAAAAGGUGCAUUUAAAAAAUAAAAACUGUUUUUUUAUUUUAUGACUGAGAAAACGAUAUUUUUCUAAAUAUUCCGUGUGAUUCGCUGUCGGUGCGUGCGCGUUUGUUAAACGUAUAGUUUUGAUAAAACGGGAUAACUUUGUAAUCAAGAUAAAUAUGUAGAAUAUAUUUUUAUUUAUUGACGAAAACAUUAAUUUAACAAUAGGCGAACGUAAUAAAUUUUAUAUUAACGCUCAAUGUGACAAGCGUUAUU